GAAGGAUUGCUCUGUUACUAUACUGGAGCUCCAUGAAGCUACCUUAAUGAUUAUUGUACCUAGGGCUACAUAUGUCUAUCCAAAGAUCCAGACCCCACGAUCGACAAGAGUGCACAGACAGACUUAUCGGGCCCGAUGGAGACUCGGAAAUUGCGCGAACCAAUCGUUACUAGCACAGCUUGGCUAAUCCCGUUCCUAUCUCAACGUCAAGUCUCCAGGAAACAUUGCGAUCAAGACGCCGUCCGGGCCUCUGCGAUGGCUUCUAGCAAAGCUUGCCAUCGACAAGCCGCCGCUUUUCAUGCGGCACGAUUCAUCAACCCAUGAAGCCAAAGCCAGCAGCGCGCCGCUCGCGGAUUUUGCGCACGCUGCUCUCCCGCUCACCUCUCCAGAAAAUCGCACUGCUGGUCCUUAUCUGGACCAUUAUCGAAGCCCACAUAAUCUACUACCGUGUCGCGCGCACCGAGCGCGAAUCCCGAGCCCGAGCCGUACUUCAUGAGCCUGUGCGGGUGUACAUCGCGAGCCUGCACUGGAACAACGAGGAGAUCCUGCGAUCCGACUGGAAUAAAGGCGUGGUCGAGCUGGUCAGGGCUCUGGGGCCUGAUAAUGUCUUCGUCAGCGUCUACGAAAGCGGCAGCUGGGAUAAUUCGAAGGGCGCCCUACGCGAGCUGGAUCGUGAGCUAGAGAAGACGGGCGUCAGAAAGAAAAUCGUCCUCGACGAAACGACGCACGCAGAGCUCGUGGCCAGCCCGCCGGGCGAAGAGGGAUGGAUUACCGUUCCCAACGGAAAGAAAGCGCUUCGGAGAAUACCAUAUCUCUCCCGGCUACGCAACCUCUCGCUGCAGCCGCUGCUAGACUUGGCCGAGAACGGCACGACAUUCGACCACGUCCUCUUCCUCGGCGACGUUGUCUUCACCACCCCUGACAUCAUCACGCUGCUCAAAACCAACAACGGCCACUACGCGGCAGCCUGCUCCCUGGACUUUAGCAAACCGCCGCUAUUCUACGACACCUUCGCGCUGCGGGACGCAGGGGGCCACGAGCACGCCACGCAGACGUGGCCGUACUUUCGCUCGGCCAAGUCCAGGCGGGCCAUAACCCGGGGCGAGCCAGUCCCCGUAUCCAGCUGCUGGAAUGGCAUAGUUGCCAUGCCCGCCUCAGCCUUCACCGGCAUCCAGCGCCUCAAGUUCAGGGGCAUCCGCGACAGCCUCGCGGCGUCCCACCUCGAAGGGUCCGAGUGCUGCCUUAUCCACGCCGACAAUCCGGCAUCGCGCACACGCGGUGUCUUCCUCAACCCGGCCGUGCGCGUGGGCUACAAGCGCGGGGCGUACGACGCGGUGCACCCUCCCGAUGGCAAGAGUUGGCUGUCCCUGUCUCGGAUUUGGCUCGGCAUGUGGAAAAACCGGCUGGCACGGUGGUCUACGACGCCCUGGUUCAAGGAGCGCCAGGUCCGUGGGCUCGUGCGCAGGUGGGAGCACGAGGAAGAGGGGCGGGAGGAGAAGGGAGGGUUUUGUCUGAUUAACGAGAUGCAGGUUGUUGUCCAUAACGGCUGGGCUCAUUUAUAACUCGAUUCUAUUGCUAAACUGUAGGAUACUUAUCAAGAAGAAUAUUCGCUGGGGCCCGGAUAAGGCCUGGGUACUGCACGUAUACAAUCGCUGCACGCUAGAGAUGUCAAUACACCU
This is a messenger RNA of Canariomyces notabilis, 1679 nucleotides long. RefSeq names its product glycosyltransferase family 69 protein. The record is from RefSeq and is a predicted model, not a curated record. The transcript is spliced from 3 exons. Lineage: Eukaryota; Fungi; Ascomycota; Sordariomycetes; Sordariales; Chaetomiaceae. The coding region runs from base 321 to 1562 and encodes 413 amino acids.